Molecule: messenger RNA, 3556 nt
Organism: Dromaius novaehollandiae (emu)
Lineage: Eukaryota; Metazoa; Chordata; Aves; Casuariiformes; Dromaiidae
Gene: LASP1
Product: LIM and SH3 protein 1
Exons: 7
Coding region: 85-864 (259 amino acids)
Cellular component (GO): focal adhesion
Molecular function (GO): actin filament binding
Source: RefSeq, a predicted model, not a curated record
GCCCUCCCCGCGCCUAUUUAGGGGCGCCGCGGCGCAGGCGGCGGCCAGAAGACGCGGCGGCCGCCGGCGGGAGGCAGCGCAGCCAUGAACCCCAACUGCGCCCGCUGCGGCAAGAUCGUCUACCCCACCGAGAAGGUGAACUGCCUCGACAAGUUCUGGCAUAAAGCAUGUUUCCACUGCGAGACCUGCAAGAUGACCCUAAACAUGAAAAACUACAAGGGCUACGAGAAGAAGCCGUAUUGCAAUGCACACUACCCGAAGCAGUCCUUCACCAUGGUGGCAGAUACUCCCGAGAACCUGCGUCUAAAGCAGCAGAGUGAGCUUCAGAGCCAGAUUCGCUACAAGGAGGAGUUUGAGAAGAACAAGGGGAAAGGCUUCAGUGUGGUGGCCGACACCCCAGAGCUGCAGAGAAUCAAAAAGACUCAGGAUCAGAUCAGCAAUAUAAAAUACCAUGAAGAGUUUGAGAGGAGCAGGAUGGGCCCAAGUCCCGCUGAGGGCGCUGAGCUGGAGCGCAGGAACUCCCAGGAAAGCACCAACUACCGGAGACCUGCAGAGCAGAAUCAGCCACCUCAUCACGUCCAACCCAGCAACCCAGUCUACCAGCAGCAGCAGCCAUCGUCUCAGUCCUACGGCUACAAGGAGCCUGCGGCACCGGCCUCUACGCAGCGCAACGCUCCUUCUGGAGGGGGGAAGCGGUUCCGCGCCGUCUACGAUUACAACGCGGCCGACGAAGACGAGGUCUCCUUCCAGGAUGGCGACACCAUCAUCAACGUGCAGCAGAUCGAUGACGGAUGGAUGUAUGGCACGGUGGAGCGCACGGGAGACACAGGCAUGCUCCCCGCCAACUACGUGGAGGCCAUCUGAGCCGCGGGAGGGGACGGGGCGCGUGGCUGUCAGCCGAGCCCCCAGCCCGCGCCGGCCCCAGUGUGUGUGUGUGCGUCUCUCUCUCUCUCACCCAGCAUCCCUUAUCCAGUGUGUCCUGCCGUUGCCCGCCGGAGCUGUGUCCUGACAUCCCGGUUACUUUGUUUCUGCAGCCACCUCGGCUUUCUCUCCAAUUUAGCUUUGUUCUGUAGCUCUGUCGGGACUGAGGGAGCUCUGUCUGCAAGGGAUGUUGAGGGCUCAAGAGACCAAACCACGUAGCUUUCCCUCUCCUUCAGUCUCCCUCCUCUCUGGCCUUCCGGAGGGGCUGGGGCCGCCCGUGCCAGGCUGGACUCCCCCUUCCCAGGGGCUCUGGCAUUUCCUGGCUGCGGGAAGCAGCCGGAGUUGCUGGGAUCGUGCUCCAAGGGAGGAGCUGACCAUCCAUUAGGACCAAAUUUCCCUACCUCUUGCAGGGCCAGGUGGGGAGAAGAGCACAGGGGCAGCGAUUACCGGGGGCUCCCACGGGGGUGUCCGUGCGGAUGCGGUGGAGGAUGCUCGUCCGAAGGGCUGCCCCGGGCUGAAAGGAGGGAUGAGCUGGCAGCAUCCACCCUGCGCUGCUCUUGCUCUGGCUCAUCCAGUUGCUUCUCCCGUCUCCUCUGCUCAGUGUUUCCAUUCAGUCUUUGCUCCCUUUAGUCUUUAAAAUGUUACAAACCAGAAGAACAAUUCACAGUUAAAAUUUUAAACAAAAUCUUUUAGUUUCUCCUUGAGAUUUAGAGCAGCUACUCUGGACAGCCCUGGAAGCGGCUCUUGUUUCUUCUGUCCCGGGGUUUGGCUGCUGGCGAUCCCUGUCCCACUGGGGCGCUGGGGCAGAGGGAUGGAGGCCUCCGGGACGCCGGGGCUGAGCAGGGGCUGUGCCAGCGCUGGCAGAGGAGCAGCCGGGGCGGUGCUUUGGCUGGAGGCUGUUGCUCACAUUUGAGGGCUGGAGAAGGGCCGGGGUUGUCUCCCUGCCUGCCCCCUCCUCCAGGCUGGUAGGGAGCACCGAGAUCCUGACACCUCGCAUCCCCCCGCAGCCCCGGCCUCCUCUCCUCGGGCCGGGAUCUGGGGGUCCCCUGGCCUCUGGGACAGCUGAGUCCUCCGUUAGCAGCGGCUGCUCCCCAAAUCCACCCAAAGGUUCCUGCUUUUCUCCUGCUGCUGCUGGGCUCUUCAGACCCUCCUGAGCCCUCCUGGGUAGAUGCUCCGUGCGGGGAGCAGGUGGGAUCGGAUCUGGGCCUGUUGGGGGGUCGGGAGCUUUCCUUCCACAUCUGUGACUGCUGUGAGCCGCGUGCGAAAGAUCCUUCCCCGCUCGCGGUCCGCGUGCACGGGAGGUGUUCACGGCCUUCCCUCCCGCCGGAGCCAUGGCACGGGAGCACGGGGACCGUGGCCUCCCCGCACGCCUCGCUGGUCCCCAGCGGUGGUGGCUUUUGUGGCCACAGCUGACUUGGGGUCACCAUGGACCAAAAUUUCAAAGCACAUCUCCGCCCCCUCCUCGUCCGGGCUCCCCGGUCUCGGAGCCGGACGGGCGGGGGCAGCUGUAACUGGAAACGCACGGGCGGGAGCGCGGUGCCCUCGCCCUGGCUGCUGCCGCUGUCGCUGGUUCCCCGAGUGAGGGGGGAACCUGGGGACCGAAGCGGCUGCGUCUGCUGCCGGGUUUAGACGAUGCUCGGAGCUGCCUGGUGAGGAGCCCUGGGGGACGGUCCCUGGGGGACGGUCCCCGGGGGAGGCCCCACGCUGGCCGUCCCUUUCCCAGCACACGGGGCUGCGGCGCUGGGAUGAUGGUGACCUGCCUUGAGGGGCUUCUGGCGCGGUGACCCGCGCGGGUAGAGGGGGGACGGCUCCGUCGCGAGGGCCGGAGGGCAGGCGCGAGCCACGGAAAGGGGAGCGCUUGGCUCCUGGCUCGCGUCCCGGCCAGCUGCCGCCGGCCAUGGUGGGGCCGGAGCAGUCCCUGGGGGGGACCAGCCCCGGCAGCAGCUGCGAUGGCCCUUACGGGAUGGGAAUCCCGGUCGGUGCUAAAACGAGAGCACAAGAGCAGGGGAGAAGGGGGGCCAGGGGGGAGGUUUGCGUCUCUCCCUGCUAAUCCUGUUCUUAAUCACGUUCUUGUCUGGGAUGAGGGGGGGUGGGAGUAUCAAUGUGAAUAAACCGUUUUUUAAUGGACCAAAUAACACAGGCAAUUACAUUUUGGUAUACGGACCUUUUUUUAAUGCUACCUUGAAACCAUUGUCCUCAAUCUCCCCUCUCAUGCCUUGCCCUUCCUCCCCUGCUGUGGGAAACAAACCUCUUACUGCUUGAUUUCUGCCUUUUCUCUUGACUUAUGCACUUUUUUGCCUUUUUUCAUAGCUGAAAAGCACCUAAACCUGUAUUUAAAAUAAGUAAAUAAAUAAAAUGUUAAAAAAAAAUUAAAAGCUAAAUUGCUUCUCAUCACGUGUAAAAUAAACCUCGUCCGUCUUAGCUUCCCUGGUCGCGUUUCAGUGCUGAGCUUAGAACGUUUGUUUUCUUUCGGAUCAGUUGAUUGAUUGGGAUUUGUCCUUGUGUAUUGCUUCCCAUGGGGUUGAGCACCCACGAAUGAAAUGUUAUUUGGCCUUUUUAACCAAACCAUCGAUGGAAAAACACAACCAAUUCUCUUCCUGGGUUACUCAAAUUAAAAAUAAAAGUAUAAUUUUUA